Messenger RNA from Morchella sextelata, 1608 nucleotides. RefSeq lists its product as uncharacterized. NCBI's taxonomy places the organism in Eukaryota, Fungi, Ascomycota, Pezizomycetes, Pezizales, Morchellaceae. The transcript has 5 exons. The record is from RefSeq and is a predicted model, not a curated record. The coding region runs from base 1 to 1608 and encodes 535 amino acids.
AUGUUGUCCAUGAGUGCCAAGACGCACUUCACAAGCGGUCACUCGAUACCCAACAUACCCUGCUAUAGCAACACCACCCUAGCCACCAUCAACGGCCAUCGAGCAACCACCAGGAGGGAAGAUCACCGCUACAAUGAGCCUGGGGAGGGCCACCCAAGGGCCACCCAAGGGCAAAAGCAUAUCCGUGUACUUGUGAAACAGGAAUCGCCGUCAAAUUUCACCGCUCUAACCAACCCCGUCGUCAUUGCUGGCAACACCCAACCAGAAGAGGAAGAUGACUACGACUUCGAAAGGACCCGCAAAUCCAUGGAUCGGCCGAUUUAUGAGCUUAGGCAGAUCGAUGAGAUGAAACCUGAAGACAUAAAGCCUGCUGACAAAAUCCGGCAAGCAGAACUUAGGCUCAUGGUGGUCAGGGCGCUUUUGAACUGGAUACCGAAUGUUCACAGUAUCGCGCUCCAGGCGAAUGAGGAUGCUGAGAUGACCGAAAGUAGCUUGGAGGCGCACAAAUGCCUUCUUUUCGCUGUAAACACAAUGCACACGGUCGAGAGUCUGGGAGAAUGCUACGAUAUAGAAGACCUCGAGUACAAUAGACAUGUCCGGCUUCUUUCUAGCAAGAACACGGUCAUUCAUUCAUGGAGAAGUGUAACUGGCUAUGAUCCCUUCCGGAUCAUCUUAUGGAUAUGGCGGGACAUCUGUCUGUCGAUUCUGUCGAGGGAAGACAACAAUGUCAGCGCCGAAAUCUCCGAGGAGAAGGCUGGAGUGGUUAUUUCACGAAUGCUCAACGACAUCCGGCUCUGCAUUCCACUCGAUGCCUACAACUUCCGCGAGAAAAAGGCCAAGCGCAACCCAACAUACUGGUCCCUUGGCUUUGUGUACUCCAUGCAUCGACUCGAGCAGCUCUAUGUUUCAUGCCGCCUCAACGAACUCCAGAACCAUCCGUCCUAUGAUCUUUACACCUCCAUCAAAAACAGUCUUCCAGAAAAUUACAAGAGCCAGGCUCUCACCGUCGUGCAGAACAUCAGCCAUACCCAGCCCACGCUGAAUGGCCGGAUCGACAUCUUCACCUACGAGCGCUGCACCAAAGAGCUCAAAAAGCUGAUUGACAAGGGCCUGCUAAAACGAGACACUGUGCGGUUCCGGAACAUCAUUCUCCCAUACAGCCACGACAAAAGUCCCGCUGUGGCGAAGUGGGCCUAUGACCAAGUAGUGAAGGGCUUCCAGGAGGCUGUCGAUAAUUUCUACGCCGAGAUCUUGGAGCUUUUCCCGGAGGUAAAUAGGGCGGUAUUGCUAGAGCAAGGCAAGCAAAUGCAUAGGCUGGAGGAAUUUCUGGCCAGCGCAAGAGGAGAUAAAGAUGUGGAGAUGGAGGUCAGCGAUCCUGCUCGAGGUGAGCCUGUGGAGUGGAUAUACACAUUCCGGGGAUACCACAAUAUCGUGCGCGAUUGGUUCUGGGGAAGGCCAACAAGUCAGGGCCUGAGACUGAGAACGCAAGUGAAAGAUAUCUUUGUCGCUAAGCUGGGUUUUCUGCUCAUGUACGACAAGUUCGUCGGGAAGGCGUUGAAAAAUAGGAUGCGCGCGAUACAACGAUCAGAAUCUCAGCGGGUGCCUUGA